CCAUCCCGACCUACCACCAAGCUUGCUCGACAAUGCGUUGAUGCUCAAUCCACUCACCCGUACGUAUCGCAUCACUUUACACUUUACUUACCUCCUGUCGAAACCCGCCCAUUGACACGCGAAUCGAGCUGGCCGACUCGCGAACAUGGCAUCCCUAAGAGCGCACUCGGCUGCUCGGCUUCUGCGAGUCUCCAGCACGAUGACAAGCCGAUCAGCCUUUGCCACAGCCCAGGUGCGACUGAAAUCCGACAACGCUUCGAUCGCCCUUAGCCAAAACAAUCUGCCCAGUCCCCCCGAAACCCGGCCUGCUAAUGCUCCUGAUUAUAAUGUUCACAUCGACAAGGCGACCUCGACGUAUACCCCGGUACCUAAGUAUGUUAUGGAUGGUAGCGAGGAUACUGAAGUUGUUCCUGCUGCCGUUUUGUCGGGUGCGCCUAUCGAGCUACAAGCAAGAACUGUCCGCAUCUAUCAACCGUCCAAACCCGCUACACAGUCUGGCACCUGGGGCGCCCAUCAUUGGCGAAUGGAUUGGGAUGUUUUAGCCAAGGGACACCGAUGGGAGAACCCGUUAAUGGGAUGGCAGUCAUCUGGAGAUUUCAUGCAAGGCACCAAACUCGAGUUCAAAACCAAGGAGGAUGCCAUUCGCUUUGCGGAAAAGCAAGGCUACGAAUAUUAUGUGCAAGAGCCUAAACAGAGAGCUUUCACACCGAAGGCUUACGCCAACAACUUUUUGUAUUCGCCGAAGAAGCUCAAGCUUGUCCGGGCCAAAUAGUUCGAGACGCGGUUGCUCGUGACAGUACGCAUAAUUGUACAUAUAUUUAGACGGUGGUUUCUUAGAAGUAUCGCAAAAGGCAAUGCCUGUCUCCGCUGAGUAUCGUGAAGACCUUAUCAAAUGGUAUUCGCCCCCCCCCGAACUCCAUAACGAACGCCUCUUAAGCAAAUACCCCGUACCAAAGAAAAGCUAUCGUCUUUUCGUCAAAUGCACUUUCAACGCCAUACCCCCACGUUUCAAAACAAGAAUAACAAGGCCAUCAUAAUAUGUAGCGAGCCAUUUGACAUCUACUAGACGCCAAAGUCGUAAGCCAUAAACGCCAUUUCAUCAUUCAACCCUGAAGACCUUGAGGUUGUCGAAGCGCCAGAUCAAGUUUGUCCAAAGC
Messenger RNA from Xylaria bambusicola, 1157 nucleotides. RefSeq names its product putative NADH-ubiquinone oxidoreductase 18 kDa subunit. The transcript has 3 exons. The coding region runs from base 146 to 772 and encodes 208 amino acids. Gene Ontology annotation, biological process: electron transport chain. Lineage: Eukaryota; Fungi; Ascomycota; Sordariomycetes; Xylariales; Xylariaceae. The record is from RefSeq and is a predicted model, not a curated record.